This is a messenger RNA of Stylophora pistillata, 4392 nucleotides long. RefSeq names its product EF-hand calcium-binding domain-containing protein 6. Gene Ontology annotation, molecular function: calcium ion binding. NCBI's taxonomy places the organism in Eukaryota, Metazoa, Cnidaria, Anthozoa, Scleractinia, Pocilloporidae. The record is from RefSeq and is a predicted model, not a curated record.
UUUAGGUUAAACUUGUAGCUUCUGUACAAGCUCCUUCUAGAAGCCAAAAAGCUAAUCAAAUGAGGGUUAGGAUGUGGAAACGAUACAAAUUUCUAUAGUAUGGCCGAUGUGAUCGCUUCUCCGAGACAAGAUUUACCUAAAAAGUUGCCUGCUUUGCCAGUAAUCGAGCAUCCUGCCUUGCGUCGGUCAGAAGAAAAUGAUCUCUUGCAGAUCCGAGGGAACUCCCGCGAAGCAACUGCAAUUUUUGAGGAAGGAGAUGAUUGCCUACCACCGUUAAGGCGGAGAACAAGCCAGCAAGGAAGACAAGGCCACUCCAGAGUAUUAACAUGGCCGUUAGGACAAGGAAAAGGAAAGACUCGCAACAUCAACAGCGGUGGUCCAGCAUUGGAAAAACCUUCACAUAAGCUCACAACUGAAGAGCUUGAAGAUCUCAUUCGUGAAAAGUUGCUGACCAGGAUUAGUGGGCUGCGUCAAUUGUUUCGUUCUAAUGAUCCUAUGGGCAAAGGGAAUGUAUCCAGGGAAGCACUUUCAAAUAUUUUGUAUCAUUUAUGUGGUUAUCUUACAUCUGAGCAAAUCAGUGGUCUUUUAAAGAGGCUUGGGCUGGACACACAGAGUACAAUCUCAUUUGAAAAUUUUGUUCGCCAUUUCCAAGACAAUGAGACUCUCACCAAGGAGUGGGUGGAUCCAGUGUUCAGACCACCUUCUCAUUUCAACUACCUUGCAAACCUACCAGCUAACAGAUUGCGUCAAAGACAAAGAGAAAUUGCGAUGGAACAGGAGCAUGCACUGCGCAAACAAGGACAGAAGAAAGCUCCACCAAAAUUCUUCUCUGCUCUGGAAGUUUUCCCUCAGCUUAAAAGAAGAGUUCAACAGGGGACACUUUCUUAUACAAAAUUGCUUCCCCCAUCUUGUUUUGAUGCUGAUGGCAUGGUCCUUAAGCCCCAGUUAAGGACUGCCCUACACGUGUUAGGUUAUCAAAUGUACGAGGAGGAAUUUGAGAAAGUUUGGGACAGGUUUGACAAGACAGGCCUUGGAGCAGUGAAUACAGUGGUUUUCCUCAAAACGCUGGGAAUAAAUCCUCUCCUUGAGCAUCUCAAGAGGGCGAAGCAAAUUCCCACCGAUAAACCUGUUGAUGAAGAUAAAGAAAAGGUCCCCAGUGAAAAAGAACAUGAUGUUGAAGAAGAAACUAGACUUCUUUCUAGGCAAGCAGAAGCUAACAAAGACCUGCCCCAGGAGGAAAAGAGUGCUUCUGCAGGACAGGAUCGUAUUCUGAGAUUGUUUGCUGAAAAGUUUAAAGAAGGCUACACCCAAGUAGUGAAUUCAUUCGGGAAGUAUGAUCCUCAGGAUACUGGACAGAUAAGCAAGGCAGAUUUUCGAAAAGCCCUGUCUGAAUACCGCUUGCAGCUUGGGCCGGUUGAAACUGAACAUUUUCUCCAAAGGUGUGGUAUGCGUGAAUAUAGCAUGGUUCCGUACAAGAAACUUAUGGAUUUGUAUCUAGACCGCUCAGAGAAAGGGCAGCUACAAGCUGUGCUUGAUGAUCCUAAACACAGGUUUAAUCGCAGCAGAGACUCAGCUAUUGGUAGCACAACUGCGUUUGAUGCAGAAGCCCGACUUCUGGAUAUCCUACAGGCAGACUUCUUGGCCUUGCUCGGCGCCUUUAAACAACUUGACAGAGACAAUUUAGGUCUAAUAAAGCGAUACCAGUUUAAAGAAUUGCUUGAAACUCGGUUCAAGAUGAAGGUUACCAAUGAUGAAUUGUCAUCAGUUUUGCGUCCGCUGUUGGAAGACACGAAUCACGGCUUGAUACCUUACGCCCAGUUUCUUGAGCUCUUUAUUUCACCAAGGGAAGAUAAGGAGGUUUCCAUCAAUGUGAAAAUACCGAGCUCCGCAACAGUCAGCGUCAAACCAGCCACUACACCCAAGGACUUAAACUCACCGAGAAGACCGCCAUCAAGAAAGUCACAAGAAAGGAGCUCUCUAAAAACGGACACAGCCAAGAAAGAAUCACAGCCCCGAAGUGUUCUUCAGUUAUUCUCCUUAAUUCGGGAACUACUUACAGAGAAGUUCCAAGUAAUUCAAAAGACUUUUCAGGGAAUGGAUCAACUUAAAAAAGGAUAUCUAUCUAAAGGAAUGUUUCUAAGAUUGUUUGAAAGAUACGAACUCAAGUUCACUUCACCGGAAGUCGAUUUACUUUGGUUCAAACUUCCUGUUGAGGAGGAUGGCACGGUCAGCUUUGCGCAUUUAGUAGAGUUUAGCUUCCUGAACUUCAACGUGACUACAGCUGCAAAGGAAUCAGGCCAGACUGGAUCAGGCUGCCUUUCGCGUGUUCUUCAAGACUACGCCAAAUCACUAUCACACAAUCGGUUGGAAUCUUUGACUGAGGAAAAAGAGGGAGACAACGGUGACUCCCUUCCCACUCCACCCUCCGUUGUUCCACACGAAGAAGAUGCAGAAUCCCCAACGGAAGACAAGACUCUUCCGCCCUUAAAGUCUCAAAAUAAACUGUCUGUGGAGGCAAUUUUAAAGAACAUAAAACAACAGGUUUGCUCUCAGUGGAGUGAAAUGAGGAACGCCUUCAUUGCAGUGGAAGAGGAAGGCAGUGCUGCGCUGGAAUUCGAUGAUUUUAAGGGUGUUAUGAAACGAUUUUGCAAGGAUAUGACAGACGAGGAAUGUUUGAGCCUUUGUUUGAAGUUUGAUAGGGGAAAAAACUCUCGGGUUUGCUACCUUGAAUUCCUGAAGACAUUUCUUCCCACUAUGCCUGUCAAGGUUGUCAAGGUUGACCAGCUCGGCCCAAGGGCACCGAUUAACAGAUAUCUUACAAAGGCGGCGUGGUUGGACAGGAAACGAGCACAAGAGGCGGUUGAUGGAGUUGUUGAUAAAAUUCGGAACCAGAUGAUUUCAGACUGGAAGGGACUGAGAAGAGCCUUCAGGAAGAUGGAUUCGCUGGGCGAUGGCUUCGUCUCCGUUACUGACUUUAAAUCUGCCAUGAACAGGUUUAACUUUUCGUUAAAUGAAGAAGAUUUCUUUCAUGUUUUCUCUGUGUUUGAUGAAAACAUGGAGGGAAGGGUCUCGUAUGUUGAAUUUAUGCGGCGUUCAUUGAGCGAGUAGAAAAGGACUCUUCGUUAGAGUAGACAUGACCGCAAGUGUGAACAGUUUUACUUGGAAUUUCCUUGGUCUGUUUUGCUUUUCUCUUCUUGUUGUUGUUUUUGUUCUUGUUUUAACAGUUUUUGUUUCUAUUUUUUUGUGUUAUUUAGUUUUGUUUUUUUUUGUUUUUUUUUUUUAGGGAAGGAGGGGGGACUUUAUUUCUGACUUGUAUUUCAUUGAUCAGUUUCUUCGGUUUUUGACCCGCAUUGAAAAUGUCUCAAAAUGAUUUUUUGGGCGUGUGACUAGACCACAAGUGGAAUGGUCUAGUGAUCUGAGUGAUUGUAGCACAACAAAGUAGUUGUAACUGAAAUCAGGCGCGGAAUGAAAUGUAAUCUAUCAGUAUCAUAAACUAGACAAUCGUGUCAGUCAAAAAAGGUUAUUCGUUAUCAGGCGCGGGAUGAAAUGUGAUCUAUCAGUAUCAUAAACUAUACAAUCGUGUCAGUCAAAAAAGUUAUCCGUCGCCAAGUGCGGCAAACGCUUUGUAUAUACGUCGCACUUAUUAAUAUUCUUCAAAUCACUUACCCAGUUGCGCAAACUAACUGUCGCGCAAGAUAUUGCUCAUUGUACCUAAUUGUAGGAGAAUAGUUCAGCGUUUAGUGUGAAUAAUCCAGUUCAUUUUUACUACAAGAUGAAGCAUUUGUGUGGGGUUGCAAAAUAGGGAAGAUGAAUUUUAAUGUUCGUCUAGAUAUGCCUACGCACUGUUAACUUUUCCCUCUUACUCCUUUGUACACUGGCCACGCAAGCUGGGCUGUGACAUUUUUCAUCGUUAUUUUUCGUAUUGUAUAUUUUAUUCUACUAAUUUAUUUCCACGUUGUAAUUAUUGCAUUAAACUUGCUCCUGACACCAUAAGUUUAAAGUUGGUAGUUAGUUUCCUGUGUCUAAUGGAUCUGCUUCGUGUUGGUCAAGCAUAGCAUCUUACACUGAUAUUAUUCUGGUCUUUUUCACGCAUAUUACGAUUUUGGGAGAUGUGGGCACUAGAACACGCAAAUUUACCUCUUUAGAAAAUCACUGUGCCUCAGUAUUGCUUUGUUAUUGGUAAACAGUUUCAUGCCUGUGACCGAAGCAUAGCACGAGAGAAAAGAAAGUAACUCUUGCUGUUUAGUGGCGCAUUUUGAGAGGUAGAGGGCACGGAAUGCGUCUUCAUCGAGUACUUGGUCGGUUGUUUUCGGCUGAUUUCGCAUUCCGGAUCUUUGUUAUUGUGUUGUGUUUUUUGUCUUUGAUUUUGCAACAAUAAAGGAUUUGAAACUA